UCUAACGGAACUUUGAAAUUAACUGUUGUGUGUGUGUGUGUGUGUGUGUGUGUGUGUGUGUGUGUGUGUGUGUGUGUGUGUGUGUGUGUGUGUGUGUGUGUGUGUGUGUAACAGUGUGUGAGUAACAGUGUGUGAGUGUAUCUUUGCAUUCAUUCUACCUGCAUGCUUCUUCACACUAGGGAGGUUAAAUUAAUCUUUUAUCCAGCACUAUUUACUGCAUGAGUGAACCUAAAUCACUAUUUCUGAGUUGAAAGGAUGACAUUACUUCAGAGGAUUUUGGAAUUAGCCUUUAUUUUUCCUGUAAUUAAGAGGAUUUAGAGGACUGUAAUGGUUAUUCUGUAUGUUGUAGAUGGACCAUGCCACCCGUCCAUCCAUUUUUAAAGCCCGUCCUUCCCCUGAGGAGCUGAGCCAAUGUCCAAAAAAGAAGGAAAGUCAGCCCCAGCUCCAAAAGAAGAGCCAGCUUCUGGAGCAGCAGAACCAGCAUCAGCAGCCGAUCCUAAACCAGCAACGCCAGCACUGGAAACAUCUGCUUCUGCCUCAACUGCAACACCAGAGUCAGCUACGAAACCUCCUGAAAAAGCCACCCCUGCACCUGGACCAGCCCCGGUGGCAGCAGCCCCAGAACCUGCCAAAGAACCAGCUUCUCCUCCAAAUCCAGCUUUCAAAUAUGAUCCUGUCGCUGCGGGUCAUCUCAGUGCAAGACAGCUUGAAGAGUUCAGAGAAGCUUUCCUGUUGUUCGCCGGAACUCCUUCAGGGGGGAUGAAGAUUUCACUAGCUCAGUGUGGAGAUGUGAUGAGAGCUUUGGGUCAGAACCCAACCAAUGCUGAAGUUUUGAAUGUUCUUGGAAAACCAAAGCCUGAAGAGAUGGAAUCCAAACUGAUCGACUUUGAGACAUUCCUGCCUAUGUUUCAACAAGUUUCAAAGACUCCUGGAAGGGGCACAUUUGAAGAUUUUGUGGAAGGCCUAAGGGUUUUUGACAAAGAAGGCAACGGAACAGUCAUGGGGGCUGAACUCCGCCAUGUGCUUGCUACAUUGGGUGAGAGACUGUCUGAGGGUGAAGUGGAUCAGUUGCUGGCAGGGCAGGAGGACACAAAUGGUUGCAUUAACUAUGAAGCUUUUAUAAAACAUGUCAUGGCUGGCUGAGCGAUCUCUUCUGGUGCAGUAGCAGCCUCACAUGCAUGUCAGCAGUGCUUAACUGAAGCUCAUGUGUUAGAGUUCAUCAGUGAAUCAUGAACAAUGAAAGUUUUAUUUUAAAUAUUAUAUAACAUUAAAAUCCCUCUUCUUCAACCGCAACUUUGAAGCUGUUUUAUAUUAAGCAAAUUAUAAGUGCAACAAGUGGAGACAAAAUGCUAAUUCUCAUUUUGUAGAAGUCAAAAUGCAGUAGUCUGUGAAAAAAAAAAAAAAAAGUCUGUCCCAAGAGAGAGUCAACACAGCUGUCACCAGAUAAAACUUUGGAUUGGAUUGGCACUGAGUGCACCGAGUUUGCUCUAAUCCCCCAAUGUCAAAACCUUUUCCCAGGCACAUGUGAUGAACCCAGACCAUUUGUCUUUGG
This is a messenger RNA of Carassius auratus (goldfish), 1552 nucleotides long. Its product is annotated as myosin light chain 4. NCBI's taxonomy places the organism in Eukaryota, Metazoa, Chordata, Actinopteri, Cypriniformes, Cyprinidae. The record is from RefSeq and is a predicted model, not a curated record. The transcript is spliced from 9 exons. The coding region runs from base 412 to 1143 and encodes 243 amino acids. Gene Ontology annotation, molecular function: calcium ion binding. Gene Ontology annotation, cellular component: myosin II complex.